Molecule: messenger RNA, 1217 nt
Organism: Syngnathus acus (greater pipefish)
Lineage: Eukaryota; Metazoa; Chordata; Actinopteri; Syngnathiformes; Syngnathidae
Gene: rrs1
Product: ribosome biogenesis regulator 1 homolog
Exons: 3
Coding region: 50-1117 (355 amino acids)
Biological process (GO): ribosomal large subunit biogenesis; ribosome biogenesis; endonucleolytic cleavage in ITS1 to separate SSU-rRNA from 5.8S rRNA and LSU-rRNA from tricistronic rRNA transcript (SSU-rRNA, 5.8S rRNA, LSU-rRNA)
Cellular component (GO): nucleolus; nucleus; preribosome, large subunit precursor
Molecular function (GO): protein binding
Source: RefSeq, a predicted model, not a curated record
UGUUUUCAUACAAGCACGUGUGAAUACACCGUUUCAGUCCACGUCCAACAUGGCCACGGCUUCUUGUAACUUCGACGAGCUCCUCGCCCAAGCGAAGCGCGACGAAGCGGAGAAGCUUCGCAGCAUUACCGUGUACAAAGAGCUAGAGCUGGACUUCGACCUGGGCAACCUGCUGGCCUACGACAAGAACCCCGUGGAGCAGCGCGACUUAACCGGGAAGAAAGCGUCCGACUUUCUCCGCUCGCUGGCCCGCGACAACACGCAACUACUCGUCAACGAGCUGUGGAAGCUCCCCACGGAGAGGAUCCAAGAGGUCGUGGUGGCCAAACUACCCGAACCGACGACCCCCUUGCCUCGGGAGAAGCCGCCGCCUAAGACCCGGCCUCCGACCAAGUGGGAGCAGUUUGCGAAGCUUAAGGGCAUCCAGAAGAAGAAGAAGACCAACUUGGUGUGGGACGAGACAGCUAAAGAGUGGCAGAGGCGGUGGGGAUACAAGCGAGCCAAGGAUGACACCAAGGAAUGGCUCAUCGAGGUUCCGCAGACCGCCGACCCGAAUGAAGACCAGUUUGCCAAGCGCGUCACCGCCAAGAAGGAGCGUGUGGCCAAGAAUGAGCUGAACCGUCUGCGGAACAUUGCCCGGGCGCAGAAGAUCAAGGUCCCUGGCGCGGGUUUGACUCCCGUGGCCAAGCAGUCCAAAGAGGAGCUAGUCCGAGCGGCCAUCGUGGCGCGGACAUCCACAGCUUCCGUGGGGAAGUUCCAGGAGAAGCUUCCCAAGGAGAAACUGGCCAAGGGCGCCGGCAAGAGGCGCAAGUUCCAGCCAGUCGUGGGUGACUUCUCAGUAGAGAAGGACAAGCAGCUGGAGCUCCUUAAGAUGAUGGACAGCAAGAGGCCUAAGCUGGAUGUCACCAAGGCAGUCAACAAGCAGAUGAGGGAGGAGGACCGAGAGGAGGCAGCGGCCAGGAACAGCAAGAGGGGCAAGCAGGCCGGGAGGAAGGGACGCAAGAAUGUGGGGGGCGGCGGCAAGGGGAAAGGUAAGAAGGGCGGUCGCGGAAAACCGGCGGGGGGGCAACCUCAAGGAAGACCUUCAGGAGGAAAGAAGUCCAAACCUGGGAAAUGAUGAAAGAAAACCUACAAGGACUUGUCAAUUAUUACUACAAGCCUGGAAUGUUUCAAGUGUUAUGUUUAUCAGAGUGAAAAUAAAUGUUUUCUACAAAUCC